Molecule: messenger RNA, 885 nt
Organism: Hyaloscypha bicolor E
Lineage: Eukaryota; Fungi; Ascomycota; Leotiomycetes; Helotiales; Hyaloscyphaceae
Product: DUF28-domain-containing protein
Exons: 3
Coding region: 1-885 (294 amino acids)
Cellular component (GO): mitochondrion
Source: RefSeq, a predicted model, not a curated record
AUGGCUGCAUUUUCUAGAGGUAUCCGUUCUUUUGUCUCUCGACUUCCUCAGGAGGAGUUAAUUUGUUCACGAUGUCUCUUCUCGACGACAUCUACUCUUCAAUCAGGCCACAGUCGAUGGUCCAAGAUCAAGCAUGAUAAGGGGAAGGCAGAUGCAAAUAAGGGUUCGCAACGGACUAGCCUUUCCAGAGAGAUAGCUCUUGCUUCAAAGAUGUAUGGCGGAGACCCAAAUUCAAAUCCAAGACUAGCAUCACUGCUGGUAUCCGCGAAGAAAGCCGGCUUCCCAAAAGCUUCAAUGGAAGCCGCAAUUGCUCGCGGCCAAGGGAAAUCUGCAACUGGAGCAACUCUUGAGAAUGUCACACUCGAAGUCAUCAUGCCACCCACCGUUGCCAUGAUCAUCGAUGCCGAAACGGACAAUAAGGCGCGGACAAUGAUGGAUCUGAGACAUCUUGUUAAGGUUCAUGGAGGUUCGGUCACGCCUACCAAUUAUCUGUUCCAGAAGAAAGGAAGGAUUGCGUUCGAGAAAGACGAGAGGAAUCUAGGGGUUGAUGAGGUGCUGGAUGAAGCUAUUGAAGCUGGAGCAGAAGAUGUUGAGGCGGAUGAAGAUGGAAGCAUUGUGGUGUGGACGGAGCCAAAUAAGACUAUGGCCGCUGCGGAAGCUCUGCAGAAAAGUCUCAAUCUGAAGGUGGAGAGCUCGGAUAUCAUCUGGGAUCCAAAUGAGGAUACGAAAGUUCCAUUGGAGUCCCAGGAUGCGGUGAAAGCGUUAUCGGCUUUCGUAGAGGCUUUGCAGGAUAAUCCGCAUGUGCAGGGUGUGUAUGCGAAUGCUGCUCAGGGAGGUCUGGCAGAUGAUAUUUGGGAAGAUCUGCAGGUAAAACUAGAUGCAUAG